Molecule: messenger RNA, 1407 nt
Organism: Penicillium riverlandense
Lineage: Eukaryota; Fungi; Ascomycota; Eurotiomycetes; Eurotiales; Aspergillaceae
Product: cytochrome P450
Exons: 6
Molecular function (GO): oxidoreductase activity, acting on paired donors, with incorporation or reduction of molecular oxygen; heme binding; monooxygenase activity
Source: RefSeq, a predicted model, not a curated record
CCGAUUAUUGCACGCUUCACGCCUUUCUACCGCCUCUGGAAAAUUGCCAAGGGCGACGCUCCCGACUUUUAUCUGAGACUGCAUCGUCAAUAUGGUCGGAUUGUUCGCACUGGGCCGAAGACAGUGGAUAUUUCAGACCCCAAAGCACUGCCAAUCAUAUACGGCAUCGGCAGCAAAUUUCUCAAAUCUGGAUUCUAUGACACUAUGAGCCCGUUCUACGAAGACGAGAUCAUGCCUAGCAUGUUUACGGUGCGCGAUCCGAACCAGCAUCAGGCUCUCCGUCGACCAGUGGCACAGAAGUUUUCCAUGUCUUCAAUCAAAGCCCUAGAGCCUUUUGCGGAUGAAUGCACGAAAAUUUUCAUUGAUUCUAUGAAGGACCUUCAAGGUGAAUGCAUUGAUUUGGGUGUCUGGCUCCAAUGGUAUGCCUUUGAUGUGAUUGGGGCAAUCACUUUCCAGCGCCGGUUUGGCUUCAUGGAGACCCGCCAGGAUUUCAAUGGCAUGAUUGCCGAUAUCGAGAGGGGCCUUCGAUAUGCAGGCACUAUUGGUCAAGUGCCUGCCUUCCACCCGUGGCUUGCGGGCAACCUCUGGCUAUCGAAGUUAUUGGCUGCACAGCCGUUUGUGAAAGUGCCAGAUCCUUUGAGGACUAUUGUUCAGUUUACUCAGCAAUGCAUUGAUGAUUAUGACAGCGAGCCUGUCGAAAAGCACAUGGAUCGGCCGGAUUUCCUUGCUUGGCUUCGAAGCGAGGAGAAGAAGGGCAAGCCAAUGCUGAAUCGUGAUAUGAUUAAUCAUCUCAGCAACAAUUUACUUGCUGGGAGUGAUACAACUGCUAUCUCCCUCCGAGCGAUCGUCUACUUCGUUGUCCAGAAUCCGUCGGUCUAUCGUAAGCUUCAAAACGAGAUUGACGAAGCCGACCGGGCCGGAAAUUUCUCAGAAUACGUAACUUAUGCCGAAUGUCUUGAAUUGCGAUACCUCCAAGCAGUAAUGAAAGAGGCCAUGCGGUGCCAUCCCGGAGUUGCCUUUCCCUUGGAGAGAAUUGUUCCUGAAGAAGGAACUGAGCUCUGCGGCGUUCAUCUCGAAGCGGGUACCAUCGUCGGUAUCAAUCCGGCAGUGAUGCACCACGACAAGACAAUUUUUGGAGACGAUGCCAGUGACUUUCGCCCAGAGCGGUGGAUUGAGUCGAGUGAUGAAGACAUCAAGAUUAUGGAUCGCCAUCUGAUGACAUUUGGGUAUGGUUCGAGGACGUGCAUUGGAAAGAAUAUCUCUAUUAUGGAGAUGGGGAAACUGAUUCCACAGCUAAUGCGGCACUUCGAGAUUGAGUGGGCAUCUGAGGACCCGAAAUGGCGGGUUGAGACAUUCUGGUUUGCCAAGCAGCAUGGAUUAAAGUGCCGGUUUCGCACACGGGAGUGA